Molecule: messenger RNA, 13359 nt
Organism: Pan troglodytes (chimpanzee)
Lineage: Eukaryota; Metazoa; Chordata; Mammalia; Primates; Hominidae
Exons: 2
Coding region: 6407-6736 (109 amino acids)
Source: RefSeq, a predicted model, not a curated record
CGCCCAGAGCCCGGCAGACAUUGUGGUUUGGGGCAGAGUCCCUGUGAGAUUUCACCAGGGUGGGGUCCCUGCAACUAUGGGAUGAGGCAGAGUCCCUGUGAGAUUUCCCUGUCAUGGGGUCCCCGUGACUGUGGGUCGGGGCAGAGUCCCUGUGAGAUUUCCCCGUCAUGGGGUCCCCGUGACUGUGGGUCGGGGCAGAGUCUCUGUGAGGUUUCAUCAUGGUGGGGUCCCCGUGACUGUGGGUCGGGGCAGAGUCUCUGUGAGGUUUCACCAGGGUGGGGUCCCCGUGACCGUGGGACGGGGCAGAGUCUCUGUGAGGUUUCCCCGUUAUGGGGUCCCCGUGACCGUGGGACGGGGCAGAGUCCCUGUGAGAUUUCUCCUUUGUGGGGUCCCCGUGACUGUGGGACGGGGCAGAGUCCCUGUGAGAUUUCUCCUUUGUGGGGUCCCCGUGACUGUGGGACGGGGCAGAGUCCCUGUGAGGUUUCACUAGGGUGGGGUCCCCGUGACUGUGGGUUGGGGCAGAGUCCCUGUGAGGUUUCACCAUGGUGGGGUCCCCGUGACUGUGGGUCGGGGCAGAGUCCCUGUGAGAUUUCUCCUUUGUGGGGUCCCCGUGACUGUGGGACGGGGCAGAGUCCCUGUGAGGUUUCACUAGGGUGGGGUCCCCGUAACUGUGGGUUGGGGCAGAGUCCCUGUGAGGUUUCCCCAUUGUGGGGUCCCCGUGACUGUGGGUUGGGGCAGAGUCUCUGUGAGGCUUCCCCGUCAUGGGGUCCCUGUGACUGUGGGUUGGGGCAGAGUCUCUGUGAGGUUUCCCCAUUGUGGGGUCCCUGUGACUUUGGGACGGGGCAGAGUCUCUGUGAGGUUCUACCAGGCUGGGGUCCCCGUGACUGUGGGUUGGGGCAGAGUCCCUGUGACUGUGGGAUGGGGCAGAGUCUCUGUGAGGUUUCCCCAUUGUGGGGUCCCUAUGACUUUGGGAUGGGGCAGAGUCUCUGUGAGGUUCCACCAUGGUGGGGUCCCUGUGACUGUGGGUCGGGGCAGAGUCUCUGUGAGGUUCCACCAGGCUGGGGUCCCCGUGACUGUGGGUCGGGGCAGAGUCUCUGUGAGGUUCCACCAUGGUGGGGUCCCCGUGACUGUGGGUCGGGGCAGAGUCUCUGUGAGGUUCCACCAGGCUGGGGUCCCCGUGACUGUGGGUCGGGGCAGAGUCUCUGUGAGGUUCCACCAUGGUGGGGUCCCCAUGACUGCAGGAUGAAUUAGGGUCUCUGGGAGCCAUCGUUGAGUUCCCCGUGGCUUUGCUGAGGGGUUAGAGCUUUGUCAGCGUCAUGGUUCCGAGGAGCUCAGGAGUCUGCCUCAGAUCUGAUCUGGGGUCCGAAUCCAGCUUUUUCGCUCCCGAGCUGCCGUUCUUUCCUGGAGCUCGGAGGCCCACCUGGAGGCCCAGUUGCUCAGCAGUCAGGAUCUGACUUAGCCUGAGCGCUGCUGUGCUCCCUCGUAUACCGUCACUGCGCAUGCCCGUUCGAUCAGCAGAGUUCUGCGGUGCGAGGGCUUCUGUGUUCUUAAUGCCGAGGAGCCCGUCUGCACGGGGCCUGAUGCUCAUGGGAGCAGAGCCCGUCCAUGUGGCCUGUCUGUGUCGUGGUCAGGCCCUGGGGGCGUGGCCAGGCCCUGGGGGCGUGGCCGCCUCCUGCCCUUUCCAGGAAAGAACUGACCCCAGAGGUACCAGAAAAUCCGGUUAACAAAAAUGGUUCCCUCAGGCUGCAGUUUUUUGUUUUGUUCCAGGCAGAGCUGGGUCCCCGUCCUCUGAAAAGGUAGGGAGCCCAGUUCUGUGUCUCCCCAGCGGCCGGCAGGAGAGCAGCGUCAGGCCGGUGAGCUGCAGGCUGACUUGGGAGGGGUGCCGCGGGGGUCUCGCAUCUGAUGUGCUCAUCCCAGCCUCCAGGAAGAUGCUGAGAAUGUCAGCCUCACACCAGACAGUGUAGUUGCUGCUUCCAUUUGGGGUAUAGUGAACACACACCAAGUAAAAACAGAAAUAUCCUUAAAUAUGGCAUCUGUAUCCCUCACAUUACAUAAGGUGGCAAAACACAGAGGAGAUGUUUAACCAUCAGCGUGAAAGUGCAGCCGUAGCCAUUACCGUGAAGGUUCUUCAUUCUUCAGUCUUUAAAGACAACAGCGCACUGGGCCUGGUAACUGAGAGCUCAGCGCAUUGGCCUGACCUGGAAAACAGCACAUUGAUCCCGAUAAAUAUCACAUAACCACCAGUUGGCAGCAGCCAGCCUCUGCAGUCAUGCCUCAAGGAGAGGGAGAGCGGUGGGCACCUCUGUCCACUUGGCGGGUUGAGGUGGGAGCUGGCGGAGCGGGGACCCUCACUGGUGGGCCUUUCGGGGGCAGGACGUCUUGGUGGGCAGAAAGAAGGGGGCUCGUGACUGACUAUGGUCAAAGCCCUGGACACGGCGGUGUCCUGGUAGCCCCAAAUCACUGUGUGUUGGGUUUGUGGUUUUGACCUCAGUCUCUUGUCUUUUGUGAGAAUCUUGCACCCCCCAUGCGCCAGGCUCUGCUGGCUGAGCUGAGUGCACGGUGGAGGGGCUGGGUCUCGGGCCGAGCGGCCGAGCUCCCUGAGGGGCUGAUGGGACCGGCUUGGUGGGGCAAGGCUGCGAUGCUGCAGGCGGUUUCCACACAUUCCUCCCUGGUUCUCAGCCACACUGUGGCAGGAAGGCAGUUAUUAAGCCCAUGUUAUAGAUGAGGCUUAAUAACGCGGUGAUGGCUGGAGAAAGGGGAUGGCUGGGCAGGGGAGCGCCCGAAGGCUCAGACCACAUGGCCGUACCCCGAGGACGUAGGCUCCAGGUGUGCUGUGGCCAGAGGGGUGUCCUGGGGAGGGCGGUCAUCUCCAAGCCUCCAGGCCUUUGUCUGUCACCUGCACAGGAGGAAGGGCCUGUGUCCCAGGGGACGGCCGGCCUGACAGGUACAUCCACCCCCUGAUGGCACCUCCUGGCAUGGGGCUAAAUGAGAUUCUGUGGCGUCCACACUGAAUGCUGACUGGUCAGACUCAUGCUCAGAAAUCAGGGCUGUUGUCAGUGCUUGCUACUUGGAGCCAUGAGCUGGGGCGCCUCCUGUUUGUUGAACCUUCCUGUCUCUUUUGUCUUAGAAACUUCAUGGAGUCCCUUAGCUACCCACAUCCCUUUUCUCAAGAUUUUUCUAGAAUCUGUGGAGUUCCUUAGCUACCCACAUCCCUUUUCUCAAGAUUUUUCUAGAAUCUGCGGAGUUCCUUAGCUACCCACAUCCCUUUUCUUGAGAUUUGUCUAGAAUCUGCAGCACUCAAAGGCCACCCAUCAAGGCCAUAAGAGUGUGGUAGGUGGCACGUGUUCAUGUGUGCACGCCUCUGUUUAUCUGAUAUUCUGGAACCUUCCAUGGCCUCCUUGCUGCUGCCCCACUUGUCUGUCUGCUUCUCCUGAGAUCCAGGAAUCUCAGAUGGGUCCAGACUCCUGCAGGACAAGACCCACUCAGCCACCUCUGUAGAUUGCGCGUCUGUGAGUCGCACAGCCUGGUCUGGCUGAAGGUGGCCGGAGCGCAGGCCCAGUCCCCGCUGUGGACACGCAGGCCCCAGGUUGCUCAGAGGCAGCUCCAUGGAUCCCCACUGUUCACCUGUGUAUGGAAACUCAGGUUUUCUGGUCACACUUAGAUAAUAAAAAGUGGAAGAGGCCUUUGUAUCACCAAACGCUCUAAAUCAGAUCCUGGAAAUGCCAGCUUCAUUCAGCCAUGAGCAGUGCUGCUGACCGUGGAUCUGUUUCCCCCACCAGACUCAGUGUGGGUGUCUGAGUGUGUGGGGUCAGUGUGUGGUAUGUGUAGUGUGAACAUGUGGCGUGUCUGUGUGGUGUGUGUGUGUAAUGUGAGCCUGUGGUGUGUGUGGGGUGAGUGUGUGGUGUGUGGGGGUGUGUGUGGGGUAAGUGUGGUGUGUGGGGUGUGUGGUGUGUGGGGUGUGUGGUGUCUGUGAGUGUGAAUGUAUGCAUGCAUUCUACCCACAUUUUCUUUCUUCUUCCCUGUGUGGUGUGUGUGUAAUGUGAGCAUGUAGUGUGUAGGGUGAGUGUGUGGUGUGUGUGGUGUGUGUGGGGUGAGUGUGGGGUGAGUGUGUAGUGUAUGUGGUGUGUGUGUAAUGUGAGCAUGUGGCAUGUGUGGGGUGAGUGUGGUGUGUGGUGUGUGUGGGGUGAGCACGUGGCGUGUGUGGGGUGUUUGUUGUGUGUUGUGUGUGGAGUAUGUGUGGCGUGUGUGGGGUGAGUGUGAGGUGUGUGUGGUGUGUGUGUAAUGUGAGCAUGUGGCAUGUGUGGGGUGAGUGUGGUGUGUGUGGUGUGUGUGGGGGGUGAGUGUGGGGUGAGUGUGUGGUGUGUGGUGUGUGUGGAGUAUGUGUGGCGUGUGUGGGGUGAGUGUGAGGUGUGUGUGGGGUGAGUGUGAGGUGUGUGUGGUGUGUGUGUAAUGUGAGCAUGUGGCAUGUGUGGGGUGAGUGGUGUGUGUGGUAUGUGUGUACUAUGUGAGGCAUGUGUGGGGUGUGUGUGGGGUGUGUGUGGCGUGUGUGGGGUGUGUGUGAGCGCGAGUGUAUGCGUGCAUUCUACCCACAUUUCCUUUCUUCCCAGGUAGGUCUCAUCAGUGUCAGACCCAAUGCUCCCUUUCUAUCUGGAAAUAAAACUCUUUGAUAACAAAACCCAACCUGUGUGAAUUUGGGAGGACGCCCGUGUGCCCUGAUCAGAAGGACCCACAGAAGGGAAGCUGUGGGCCUGUAAGAGCCACCUGUCCCCUGGCUGUCCCGGCAUCCUAGGGCGCAGCAGCCGUGGCAGCUCCCCUGGAUUUCUGUGAGCACGGGGGCUGCAGGCGUGCUGUGGGGACCCCGUGCCUCCAGGGUGUUGCCAUUGGGCAUGUCCUUCCAGAGAGAGUGAACAAUUCUUGACACAUUUCUAAGGGAAAUCUUCUUCCUAAGGGCAUCUAAGGGAUGCCUUCUUGAGAAGUGCAGAGUGUGUUAAAAACGUGGGGGUCAAUCAUGGCCUCUGCAGAUAAAACCAGGGUCCCCGCAAGCCUUGCAGGUGCAGCUUGGCGGAGGGGACCGUCCCAGAGGAAGUCUCUGCAUCCCUGGCGAGCAAAAUUGCCAGGCUAGUGACAAGGAGGAGACCUGCCCACGGCGCCCUGAGGGUGCUGUGUCCCCGGGAAGUACCCUCUGCGGGGGACCCUCUUCCCAAGGUGGGGGCGGGGCUGCCCUCUGCUGGAGACGCGGAGCAUUGCGGCUCGGUCCCGGGACAUCCCUGGGAGACCAAGAGAGGGAGGGGAGCUUGGACCUUUUCUUCCAGGAGAUGGUGGACGAGACCCUGGCACAGGCGGUUCCCCAGCACGCAGUUUCCAGACAGCUGCACAGCCAGCACAUUCUUUAAGUGGGAAAAAAGUGAAAUUGACCAGGCCUGUUCUUUCACAUGUCAAUGCAAAUUAAAUGGACAAAUCUCUCAGGAAGGCUGCUUUUAAGGGGUUUCAACUGUUACAUUCUAAACCAAGCAUCACUUUUAUCAAUUUAGAAAGAAUGUUGUAUUCUAAUUUUAACUUUCCUUCUGUUUUCAUACGCAAAUGCCAGGUGUCCCAAUUUAAGCACUACAUCUGACUAUACUCAUCAUUUUUGGAAUAUUAGACUAAAAUAGGUUUGCCCCAAAUGGUUUGGGACACCUGUUAAUAUAAACCAAAUUUUUGGUCCUUGGAAAGAUGACUCAUCAGGGCGAAGGGGGUGACCUCGUGCUUUGCUGACUCAGGUGUCCGCCAAUGCCUGAUGUGGACCCUCAGGUGUCUGCCGACGCCCGGUGUGGACUCUCAGGUGUCCGCUGACGCAGGUGUGGGCCCUCGGGUGUCCGCCGAUGCCCGGUGUGGACUCUCAGGUGUCCGCUGACGCAGGUGUGGGCCCUCGGGUGUCCGCCGAUGCCCGGUGUGGACUCUCAGGUGUCCGCUGACGCAGGUGUGGAUGCUCAGGUGUCCGCUGACGCAGGUGUGGGCCCUCGGGUGUCCGCCGACGCCCGGUGUGGACUCUCAGGUGUCCGCUGAUGCAGGUGUGGGCCCUCGGGUGUCUGCCGACGCGGGUGUGGACUCUCAGGUGUCCGCUGAUGCAGGUGUGGGCCCUCGGGUGUCCGCCGACGCAGGUGUGGACUCUCAGGUGUCCGCUGACGCAGGUGUGGACUCUCAGGUGUCCGCUGACGCAGGUGUGGGCCCUCGGGUGUCCACUGAUGCAGGUGUGGGCCCUCGGGUGUCCGCCGACACCCGGUGUGGACUCUCAGGUGUCCGCUGAUGCAGGUGUGGGCCCUCGGGUGUCCGCCGACGCCCGGUGUGGACUCUCAGGUGUCCGCUGACGCAGGUGUGGACUCUCAGGUGUCCGCUGACGCAGGUGUGGACGCUCAGGUGUCCGCUGAUGCAGGUGUGGGCCCUCGGGUGUCCGCCGACGCAGGUGUGGACUCUCAGGUGUCCGCCGACGCCCGGUGUGGACUCUCAGGUGUCCGCUGACGCAGGUGUGGGCCCUCGGGUGUCCGCCGACGCAGGUGUGGACUCUCAGGUGUCCGCUGACGCAGGUGUGGGCCCUCGGGUGUCCGCCGACGCAGGUGUGGACUCUCAGGUGUCCGCCGACGCAGGUGUGGACUCUCAGGUGUCCGCUGAUGCAGGUGUGGACGCUCAGGUGUCCGCCGACGCAGGUGUGGGCCCUCGUUCGUCAGAGGGCAGGUUCAGAUCUCUGAAAACCCUAUAGCCCUUCCUACUCCUAAUGGAGCCCCAUUUAACCAACACCGGCCAGGCCUUGAUAGGAGCCAAGGUCUCAGGCGAUAGAGACCAGCGACAAGCAGAUUCCAGACCCUGUAUGGCCCCCUUAGAGCCACAUGGCCGGGGAGGAGAUGCACAGGUAGACGGUCAGACCUGUGUGUCCAGGCACUGCUUGCUGAGAAGUCUCAGUGGUCAGCGCACACUGGGAACACAACAGCAAAUAAACAGAGAAAAUUGUGGUGCUGAGACAAUAUGUCAGCUAUGGAGGGCGUACAGGGCAGCAGGGCUGUGGGAAAACAAUGUGAGAAAGAAAGAGAGACAGAGAGACAGAGACAGACAGAUACAGAGAGAGAGAGACAGAGACAGAGACAGAGAGUGACAGAGAGACAGACAGAGAGAGACAGAGAGAAGAGACAGAGAGUGACAGACAGAGACAGAGAGAGACAGAGACAGAGAGAGACAGAGAGAAGAGACAGAGUGACAGAGAUAGGGACAGACAGAGACACGGAGACACAGAGAUAAAGAGAGCACGAGGGAGGCAGAGGGCAGGGGCGGCAGCAUCACUGCAGACAAGGAACUUAAUGUAAACUGGGAAGCAUUCGUCACAGAGACCCCAGGAGGGCGCCAGCGGCAUCUCUGGGGGCAGCGAACACACCAGGGGGCAGGACAGAGUGCCGGGGAGUCGGGGGCUGUAGGGACAGAGUCUGGGAGGUGAGACAGGGUAUGUGGAGCCUUUUCUGAGGGGCUGUGUUUUCUGUGAAGUGGGUGCCAAAGAGUUCAUGAGCUGCCAGAAUGCAGGGUGGAGGGAGAAUGCGGGGUGGAGGGAGGAGCUGGGAGAUGGGGAGGAGGGCGGCGGCCCUCAGAGAAGGGACGAGGUGGGAAGCCUGGAGCUUGCUGGAGGAGCAGUGUGGAAGGAAUUCACUGAAGCUGAUGAUGACGCUUACUUUCCAUGGGCCUGGCUCAAAGCUCCCAGCUCCUUGGGAGGUAGGGACUCCAUCUACCAGCCAGCUUGCUGGGACAGGGGUCACAUUCAGCCCAUAAGAGGCAUGUACACAUACAGAUGCACACACGCACCUACACAGGCUUGCACAUGCCACACACACACACACACAGAUGCACGCAGACACGCAGGCACUCAUGCACUUACAUACACAGAUGUGCAUGUGUAUAACCACACACGUGCACACACACACACAUGCAAGUGCAUGCAUACCCCCCCACAGACCUGCACAUGUACACUCCACAUGCAUGCACAGUUUGUGUGGACUGUAUGGGGAGGGUGCGUGUGGGACGCAACAGAAACACGAAUGUAAUCACUAGGCUCCCAGUCAAGAGGAGAGUCCUCCUAUCUCGCUGAUUCUAAGAUGAGCACCUGGAGCCAACUCGGUUUGUCGUCCCCCUGUGGUGACCUGAGCACCCUGUCCUGCUGUCUGAGCUGGAGGGCAGCUGGACCCCAGCCCUUGGAAGAGCCCCACUUCUCGCUGUGGGUUUGAUUUCCUAUUGAACUUUGAAUUGGCUUUGGAAUAUAAGGACAGGAAGUGUCUGUGAGCGUGUGUGAGCGUGCUAAACAAUUUAAUACGUGUGCAUUAAAAAGUGAAGCUUCCGCUUCACCUCCUGCUUCCCUCCCCCACAGCUAACUGUGGAGCUGCAUUGGGGUGACACCCAGGCUGUUCAUCCACGUGUGGUGGGACAGCACAGGACAUGCCGCCUCGCAGCUUGCUGCUUCUGUUCAGCGGUGCGUCGUGGCGCCCUUCUACCUUGGCGCCAUUUGCUGCUGCCUUUCAUUUUAUAUAUAUUUUUUCAUGUUUUGAGACAGGGUCUUGCUCUGUCACCCAGGCUGGAGUGCAGUGGCAGGAUCUCAGCUCACUGCCACCUCAGCCUCCUGGGCCCAAGGUGAUCCUCCUGCCUCAGUCUCCUGAGUAGCUGGGACUGCAGGCAUGAGCCACCACACCCGGCUAAUUUGGGUAUUUUCUGUAGAAAUGGAGUCUCACCAUGUUACCCAGGCUGAUCUAGAAUUCUUGGGUUCGAGUGAUCCACCCACCUUGGCCUCCGAAGUGCUGGGAUUACAGAUGUGAGCCACCGUGCCCGCCUGUGCCUUCCUUUUAAAGGCUUCCUGGCCCCUGUGAUGUAAGCAGACCUGGUGUGCUCACUUGGGCUGGCCCCCGUGACGUGAGUGGACCCCGUGAUGUGAGUGGAACCCGUGACGUGAGUGGACCCGGUGUGCUCACUUGGGGUGGCCCCCGUGACGUGAGUGGACCCCGUGACGUGAGUGGACCCCGUGACGUGAGUGGCCCCUGUGACAUUAGUGGACCCCAUGGCGUGAGUGGCCCCCGUGACAUUAGUGGACCCCGUGGCGUGAGUGGCCCCCAUGACGUGAGUGGCCCCCGUGAUGUGAGUGGACCUCGUGGCGUGAGUGGCCCCCGUGACGUGAGUGGACCCCGUGUGCUCGCUUGGGCCUGUUUGCGGGCAUUUCGUGGUCCCCACUGUUUCCCUGUUAGGGUCACUGCUGUAAAGGGUCGCCCCGCCAUGGUGUUCUGUCUGUGAGAUUGUGCCCUGUUUCUGGCAGUUCUCAAAUGCUCCAGCUGGAUGAUUUCCCCCCCACCCCCACCCCAACGGAGUUGGCAGUUUCAGGGCCGCCCUUGUCUGCCAUCCCUGGCUGGCCUGAGGCUGUGCUGGCCCCGGUCGCCCUGCAUGGUCUGAAGCCCUGAGUGGCAGCUCUGCCACCCGCAGCCAGUCUCGUUAGGAGGAACCGGGAGACAUCACGCGGCCCAGGUGUCUGCGCGCUGCGCUGGGUGGGAAGCCACCUCUCAGGUGUGUUUCCCGUCUCCACAUCAGCAUUUUGUUCAUGGAGUCUGCUGCUUCUGAGCACUGGGGACACGUUGCGGAGGCCCUGCCAUUCCUUCCUCCGGGUUCUGCACGCACCGCGGUGACCACCUCCCCCGAGGUCCUCUCCCCACACCUUCCCAAAACGUGUUCUCCACGUCCUUUUCUGUUACUGCUGUUGAAUUCAACAGCUACUGACCACCUGUGGCCAUUUAAAUGUAAAAUGAAAGCAAAAUAAUAUUAAAAAUCCAGCCCAUGGCAGGCAGGGCUGCCUCUUUUUUUUUUUUUUUUUUUUUUUGAGAUGCGUCUGGCUCUGUUGCCCAGGCUGGAGUGCGGUGGCGUGAUCUUGGCUCACUGCAGCCUCAACCUCCCCAGCUCAGGUGAUCCUCCCACCUCAGCCUCCCGAGUAGCUGGGAUGACAGGCGCAUGCCACCACGCCCGGCUAAUUUUUGUAUUUUUUGUAGAGAUGGGGUUUCACCAUGUUGCCCAGGUUGGUCUCAAACUCCUGGGCUCAAAUGAUCCACCUGCCUCGGCCUCCCAAAGUGCUGGGAUUACUGGCGUGAGCCACCAUGCCCGGCCAGGCAGCCUCAUUUUCAUUCACACAUGACCAAUGGCUGCUUAUUGGGCUGCACGAUGGUUAUGCUGGCUCCGUCCUGGAGGAGUGAGUGCCCUCACCCUCACCCUCACCCUCGCCCUGGUCUCGCCCUCACCCUGGUCUCACCCUCGCCCUCGCUCUGGUCUCACCCUCGCCCUCACCCUGGUCUCAUCCUCGCCCUGGUCUCACCCGCGCCCUCGCCCUUGCCCAGGUCUCACUGGCAUGAGCAGAAAGACAAGGCCCGGGGUUGCAGUGUCUGUGCUCAGGGUCCAGGACACAGCUCAGGACCGACCUUCCUUGGGGAGUGACAGUCCCCGGAGGUUAGGGGCUGCUGUGGCCAAAGAGCCACAGAUCAGAGGUGAGGAAGGCCUGCCUGAGGCAAGGCAGGCCCGCAGUCCCGGGCGGUGGCAUCAGGGUGGGCGCCCUGAUAGCAAGGGACCUAUGGCGCCCACACCGGAGGGCGGGAAAAGGAGGAAGAGCAUGGCCCCCGUGAAGCCCCUCGGGAGGAAGGGUUCCUGUCCACCUUCAGCACCCCCGUGCAGACCUCACCAUUCCCGACGGGAACACUUGCGAUAUUCACUUCCAACCACACGAGGGCGCAGCUGGGCAACCGCAGCUUUUGGAAAAAUGUUGAAACUGGGGCGGCUUCUCUGGGUGACUCUGACGCUCUCAUUGCUUCACGUUUAAUUUUUGUGUCCUGCUAUAACUACCAUGUAGUGCACUUAUGAAUCGUGCAUAUUUUACUCUAAGGCCUGUCUGUAAACCCUAAUAAAUGACCCUACUCAGGUAAGACGUCCUGACAGUGAGGUUUUUAAUAUUUACAAGCCACAGAAUUAUUUCCUGCAGCCACAGAGACUUCCUUGGCGGGAAACCAGGUCCUCUGACCUCACCCGGCUCUGCAGUCUGUUUUGCCGUUUUCCGCCUCAAACCCCCUCUGCGGUGUGCAGCUCUGGGUGUCUGAUCCCUCAGGGGUCCUGUCUCCCCUCCUCCGGCCCCCUCCCUGGCUCCUUCGCCUGCUGCCUUUUUCUUCCAUGAGGAUGCGGUUCCAGUGUCCCCCAGGACAGCUUCGUGGCCGGCCGCCUCCAUGGAUUCGGGUGGGCACAGGUCCUGCAGGGAGCUCCUGUGUUAUCUGCCCUCCGCGCGAAGCUCCUUGGAGGAUGGCGAUUUUAAGGUCUUACUGUGGUGUGAGCGAUCAGAGACCCCAGUGUUUACCAGGUAGGCUCUGGGCUCAGACCCCAGCGCCCCACUUGUUAGCUGUUUGACCCUGGAUAUGUCAUUCACUUCUGCGUUCCUCAGUUUCUGCACGUUUAAAAUGGCAGAGGCCCCUUCGGUAGUGAGUCUGUGUGACGGGCGAUGGGGCCUUCCUCUCUGGUACAGCAGGGGCCUGAGGGAUGUUUGGCCUCAGCGGGUGGAGGAUGGCUGCAGGUCAGGAUUUUGCAUCACAAACAACACUGCUGCAGUCACAUUAGUGGAUUUUGUUAUUAUAGAGGACACUCGUGUCUAUAAUUCCAAGGACCCAUUCUCCAUGCCCAGAGGCACCUCAGUCCCACAGACCCCAGCCUGAUUCUGGGUUCGCAGUUGGCCAGCGUUGCAGAAGCUCACAGAGGAGUCUUUGGAAAUGAGAAUGACGCCACCAUUCUCUUUUAAUUGUGUCAUAGGUCUUCCUUCCUUUUAUACAUAAGUUAACUGAGGCUGGUUUGCUUUCCACAGCCAGAGUUCUAAGACAAUUUUAAGUAACACUUUUCUUUCGCUAUUUCUUUAUGAAUGUGUUGGGUUUUAGGGAUCACAGAUGUGCUUGGGCAACCAAGGCCGCCUGUGUCUCUGUGCUCUGGGGGGCUUUUCCUACGAGCUUUGCGUGAGAUGCCAGCUGCCCACAGGCAACUGGGCACGGAGGGCAGGAGAAUAAAGCAGGCCAGGGCAUCAGGUGGGGCUGAUUCCAUGGAGGGCAAUGGCAGUGGUGGGGGCAGGUGCGGGGUGGGUGAGUGGCAGCAGCCACCCACAGAAGGACGCGCUGUCCUGGCCCCGCAUCCCCAGGAGUGCGUGUGUCGCAGGCGACCCUGUCCUCUCACCCAGGAGCCCUCUGAGCUCGCGCCUUUCUUCUUCAGGUGUCUGCGAUAUCAUGCUCCCCUUGUGUUCCUCCUGCCUCCUGGCUGCUGCCAGUGGGUGGCCCCCCAACUCCUCCACCAGACCCUGACUCUCAGGGGACCCCCAGCCUCUAUUUGUGUUAUUCCUAUCCAGUCCAUGGGGUUCAGAUACCAAGUGGAACUUUUAACAACCAUGAAUUCCUAGGCCUCACUCUCAAAUCAUCACAUCAGAAUAUCCAGGAGUGGCCCGAGAAGACCUGUGUUGUAGCAAGCUCCCGGAUGUUUCUCUUGCAUCCAUCUGGCACUGGUCUGCACACUGGUGUUUGGAACCCCCAGACUUGAACUUAGUGCCGUGCGGUCCAGCGGCCCUCCUGUCCAUCUCGGUGCAGAGAGGGGCUGGGGGAGGUGCAAGCGUGUCAUCCUAGAAGAAUUCCUCUCAACUAACAGCCUGCCGUGUUCUUGGCAUCUGUGCACAGUGGAGCCCCACAGGCUGGCUCAACCCUUGGCUUGCGUCCUAAGCUCUGUGUGCUGUUAGGAUGAUGAUAAUGACCACGAUAGAAAGCACCUUGCUGAGCCCCUAGGAGUAGAAGGUGGAGGGCAGGCCAGGGCAGAGUUGAGCUAGACAGAGUGAAGAACACAAGUUCUGGGGAAGCAGGGAAUUGUAACCAAAGAUGAAACCACCCCUGCCCAGCGGCACCAUUUGUAGGGACCUUGGAGAGUUGGUUGAACAUCUGCAGAGCAUGGGGUCGGAGACUCAGGUCAGACUAAACUGGUUCAGAGCCAGGAUACCCCUUUCGACCUGGGUUAUAUUUGUCAUCAUUCAUGUAAAUGUUUCUGUUAGAUGGAAACAGGUUCAAAACCCACUACCUACUUCCAUUCUGGCUCUAAUAGAGUAUCUUGUAGCCAACUGAUAUUUCCACCAAGAGCAACUGUAAAACCUGGGUAAAAUUUUGUUUAAAAAUAUGUUUGAGGGAUUGAGAGGCUGCAGAGGCAGCCAGGACUUUGGGAGCCAGGUUCUGGAAUUUUACAGAGGUGAGCCCCACUUUCUGCAUUUCAUGGUGAAGUAUUGAAUGCUUUGCCCCUGAGGUCAGGAACACUGUUCUCAUUUCU